GAUUACUCGCUGUCACAAUUCAAUUCUUCCUUCGGACCAUCGAAACGAUGUUCCUUUCUGCCGUAUCAUUCUUUACUACUCUCGUUUUCGAUACAGCCGGCGAUAAGUGUCAGUGCGAAAGCAUUGAAUCGCAUGACAGCUUUAUUGGCUCGCAAUUUGAUUAUUUGUAUUUAUCAGACAAUAUAUUUACUCCGAUGCUAACAGUAUCGAGCACCCCCAUGUAAAGUAUCGAGUAAGAAUUAACAAAUAUUUUAACCGAGAAUCUAUUUUUGGAGCAUGUAUCACCUCCCAUUAAUUCGUGUUUUUCUAAACGCUCGAAACUACUUUGGAAAGUAAAUUACAAAACUGAAUAUUUUCAUUUUCAUUUUCAGUUUUUAUUGCUGAAUUGUAAAUCGUGUCUUUUAGAUGAAUAGUAUUCGUUAUCUAAUGUAUAAAUCAUGUAAAUUUUAUGAGAAUAUUGAAUGGAAGGAUCCAUGGCUGGCAUUGUUAUUGACUUUUCAUAUUGCUGUUACAACCACUGCAUUGAUGACAAGGAACCAUGCCAAUUUUCAGAUUAUAUUAUUUCUAGCUCUAUUACUCUUGGUAUACUUUUCUGAAAGCAUCAAUGAAGUAGCUGCAUCUAAUUGGAGGUUGUUUUCAAGGCAGCAGUAUUUUGAUUCUAAUGGUCUCUUUAUAUCUGUAGUAUUUUCUGUACCUAUUUUGAUGAACUGUAUGAUAAUGGUAGCUAGUUGGCUGUAUCAAUCCAGUCAAUUAAUGACUAGCUUGAAAAGGGCCCAAUUAAGGCAACAAGCAAGAAACCGGCAAUUAGAAGAUGAAUCCACAAAUGCAAAUGGUACUGCUGUAAGAGAAAAGCAGGAUUAAGCUUUCUAGUCAGAUGACAAAAAGUGGCAAAUUGAACCAUACGCGUGUACAUUACUAUCUUACAAGCAGUAGCUUGUUUUUUUCUACCACGAAUGCGGUGGUGUAUAAUGGAAUUAUAAAAUUCGGCAAUUAUUCAACAUAGCAUUUCUGAAAAAGCUACUGCCGACAUAGCGAUUGCUGUAAUUCAUAUUGAAGUUGACUAGUUAAACUGUCGGUAGAUUAUGUUUCCAAUUUUGUGCCGUGUAUAUUAUAUAAUUAGAACGUAAAUUUGAAAUUCUUUAAAUCGUGUCUUAUUUAUUAAGAAUUAAUAAUAUACUGGAAUAGAAAACGAGACGCGUUAUUCGAAAAUCACGAAAAUUUAUGCGAGGAUAUUAUCUUAUAUUAAGGUACAUUCCGACAGUUUUCUUUUAAGUUGAAAUAUUCAUUACGAAUUCAAAGUGUUCUUAAAAUAUAACUAUUGUACUUAUUAUUGUAACAUCUACCGCUUAUUACAAAAGUUGAAAAACUACGGCAUAAUUAGGUAUUAAUCGCUCUUAGAAUUAUAUGUAAGUAUAUAUGCAUGUAUGAAUGAUGGUGUGAAUGAUUAUAUGGUAUUGGGUCAUUAAGUAUGAAACUUGACCUACUGGAAAUAAACUUUUUCAUUUUGUUGGCAAGUAAAAAUAAUUUAUUAUUAGUCAAAUUAAAAGAUAUUCGGGGAAAUUCAAAAUCCAAAAAUUUACAUUCUGACAUUUGUAAAAUUUCAUACUUAAUGAUCCAAUACGUAUUUUGGAAAAUAUUGUCUCAUGAAAGAAAUAUAUAUAUACAUUGUAAUCCACCUUCAAAUUGUGUGUCGUGUAAAUCAAUAGUUUCUUGCCGUCGUAACCUUUAAUAAUUAAUAAAUAUUCUUCUUUAAA
Molecule: messenger RNA, 1754 nt
Organism: Osmia lignaria (orchard mason bee)
Lineage: Eukaryota; Metazoa; Arthropoda; Insecta; Hymenoptera; Megachilidae
Gene: Tmem18
Product: transmembrane protein 18
Cellular component (GO): nuclear membrane
Source: RefSeq, a predicted model, not a curated record